Molecule: messenger RNA, 827 nt
Organism: Epinephelus fuscoguttatus (brown-marbled grouper)
Lineage: Eukaryota; Metazoa; Chordata; Actinopteri; Perciformes; Serranidae
Product: F-box only protein 48
Exons: 3
Coding region: 105-569 (154 amino acids)
Molecular function (GO): protein binding
Source: RefSeq, a predicted model, not a curated record
CUGUGUGUGUAAACAACCGUUGAGACAUUUAAACAGUCAGCUGUCAGAGCAGCACGGAGCGACCACACAGCCGGCUGUUUCACCCUGUUGGACUCUGAGCUAUUAUGCAGCAUGACUCCACGAGGACCUCGCCUGUGUUCCUCCUCUCCAAAAGAGGACCCUCCCUGAUAUCCACAUGCGACACCACCACCCCUCAAAACUUUGCCGAGACGCUGCCGAUAGAAAUGAGCGUGAAGAUUUUUGGCGAGCUGGACGCCGAGAGUCUGUGCAACGCCUCGCGGACCUGCAAGCUGUGGCACCACAUCAUCGAGGAGAGCGACCAGGUGUGGAGGAGGCAGUGUCUGCUGGUCAGAGCCGUCUGCCAGAGGGAGGUCGACAGCGACAGGAGGGACGGCCUGUCCUGGAAGGUCGCUCUGGUGAAGAACUACACUCGCAGCUGUCUGAAGAGAGACUGGCUGAGAGGUCGCUACAGCCACGUGAGAUCAGCGGAGGAGCUGAGCGGCAGGAGGAUGACGCCGCUGGACGCUGAGACCUGGGGAGAGAUCCUGCAGGCCGAGCUCGACAGAUGAUCAAUACCACAUGUAGGAUUUUUAUUCAAAGCACCUCUGGCACUACUGCGUGCCUGAUUUUUAACUCUAAUAUAUAUUUUAUACUUUUGUGUUUCAUAUGAAUAUAUAUAUAUAAAAAAACAAUUGUACAUAAUUUUUUUAAUUGCUUUUUUUUUUAAGAAAAAUCAUGGAGAAUGAAACAUUGACAUUAGUUGUAAAAAUUAAACUGUUUCAUUGCUUUUACUGUAAAAAUGUAAUAAAUGACAUUGUUGUGAAGCA